Molecule: messenger RNA, 7339 nt
Organism: Coregonus clupeaformis (lake whitefish)
Lineage: Eukaryota; Metazoa; Chordata; Actinopteri; Salmoniformes; Salmonidae
Product: citron rho-interacting kinase
Exons: 40
Coding region: 608-5578 (1656 amino acids)
Biological process (GO): actomyosin structure organization; peptidyl-threonine phosphorylation
Cellular component (GO): cytoplasm; cytoskeleton
Molecular function (GO): protein serine/threonine kinase activity
Source: RefSeq, a predicted model, not a curated record
UCUGUGGAGUGGUUGUUGUUACUGUAAUGCCUGUGUUAUGCAGGAGAGAACACACAGUUUAGGCAGUGACUCAGGCUGCAUAUAUUACUGUGAUUAGCUGGAGCUACUGCAGUGUGGGGGGAGAGAGAAAAAGCAAGCGAGAGAUAAAAUAAUAGAGAGUGGGGAAGCGAGAGCUUCCCUGCAUGUCUAUGCGAUUGUGUUUUCACUGGUCUACUGCAUUACUAUACAAUGCAGUUUCCCUCUCUCCACUCCCUCCCUCUCUCCUCCACUCUUUCUCUCUGUGUGCUAAUCUUCACUCGCUCUCACUGCUCAAAUCUAUCUCUCCUGCCUUUGGUUCUACUCUCUACAGUGAAGAUGACAUCCCCAGAUUUGAUGAACCAGCGAGCCCCUCCUACUGGCCGGUGGCUGCCCAGCAAGACCCCACAAGCUCGGGCGUUCUGGCUGAGGACAUGCCCCCUCUAAAGUGGUUCUUCAGCAAAGGCACUGACAGCAACGGCCAGGUCUGAAUUAGUGGCUACAACCCUCAGCUCUCUAGAUAAGACCUGUCCUGCUCCCUGGAAACAAACUCUUAUACACUAAAUGCAGAGGACAUUGAGAGAUACAAGACAUGUCACAGAUGGAACAGGAGAUCACUCUAGUCCAGAGGAAGAUGUCUGAUCUGGAGUCAGUGCUGCAGCAGAAGGAUGUGGAGCUGAAAGCCUCAGAGACACAGAGGACCAUCCUGGAGCAAGACCUGGCUACCUACAUCACCGAGUGCACUAGUCUGAAGCUCAGUCUGGAGCAGGCACGUAUGGAGGUUUCCCAGGAAGACGACAAGGCGCUGCAGCUCCUCCAUGGCAUCCGGGAGCAGAGCAACAAGCUGCAGGAGAUUAAAGAACAGGAGUGCCAAGCCCAGCUGGAGGAGAUGCGUGUGGCCAUCAGGCAGCUGGAGGAGGACCUGUCUGCGGCCCGUCGUCGUAGCGACUUGUACGAGUCGGAGCUGAAGGAGUCCCGUCAGACCAGCGAAGAGCUGAAGAGGAAAGCAGCAGACUAUCAACAGAGGAUGCAGAAGGCCAAGGAGCAAGGAAAGACUGAUACGGAGGAGCUUCUGUCAAAGCUGGAGAAGACCAACACUGAACAGCAAGGGAAAAUUCAGGAUCUCCAAGAUAAGCUUGCCAAGGCAGUGAAGGCGAGUAGUGAGACCACAGAUCUCCUCCAUAGCAUCAGGGUGGCUAAGGAGCGCAUGGAGCGUGAACUGGAGAGGCUUCAGACCAAGGAGGACUCCAGUGACAGCCUCCGUAGACGCCUGAGAGAGACAGAGGAUGGCAGGAAGACCCUGGAGAACCAGGUGAAGAGGCUGGAGAUAGUUGAGCGCAGGGAGAGUAAGCUGAAGGAGGACAUGCAGAGCAAGGCCCAGCAGAUCCAGCAGAUGGCUGAUAAAAUCAUGGACCUGGAGGAGAGUCUGCGUGGGAGCCAGUCCACAGCCCAACGUGUGGAGACCCACCUGGAGCAGAAGGAGAAGCUCUAUGAAGAGAAGUUCAAGUUUCUGGAGAACCAGAUGAAGGCAGACAUGGCAGAUAAGGAGAUGCUGGAAUCCAGUCAGAGCAAGUAUGAGGAGGAGGUCCAGGAGAAGUGCAGCAUCAUCAGUGAGCAGAAGGCGACCAUCAAUGCCAUGGACUCAAAGAUGGCCAGCCUGGAGCAGAGGAUUGCUGAGCUGUCUGAGGCCAACAAACUGGCAGCCAACAGCAGUAUCUACACCCAGAAGAACAUGAAAGCCCAGGAGGAGAUGAUCUCGGAGCUGAGGCAGCAGAAGUUCUACCUGGAGUCCCAGGCUGGGAAGCUGGAGGCCCAGAACGCCAAGCUGGAGGAACACCUGGAGAAGAUGAGCCAGCAGGAGCAGAGCAACAAGAACCGAGUGCUGGAGCUGGAGACCAGGCUGAGAGAGAUGGGCCUUGAGCACGAGGAGCAGAAGCUGGAGAUCAAGCGUCAGGUGACGGAGCUGACUCUGUCGCUGCAGGAGAGGGUUUCUCAGAUCAGUGGGCUGCAGGCGGCACGCCAUUCCCUGGAGAGUCAGCUGCAGCAGGCCAAGUCAGAGCUGGAGGACACCACCACUGAGGCUGAGGAGGAAAUCUGUGUUCUUAGAGCCCACCGAGACGAGAUCCAGCGCAAGUAUGAUGCCCUCAGAGACAGCUGUGCGGUGAUCACAGACCUGGAGGAGCAGCUGACCCAGCUGACCAAGGAGAACUCUGAACUGAACCGUCAGAACUUCUACCUGUCCAAGCAGCUGGACGAGGCCACGGACGAGACAGAGGACCGCCUGCUGCUGGGUCAGGAUGUGGACCGCCUCCGCCACGAGGUGGCUGACCGCGAGAUGCACCUCAACAACCAAAAACAGAACAUUGAGACGCUGAAGACCACGUGCACCAUGCUGGAGGAACAGGUCCUGGAGCUGGAGACCCUGAAUGAUGAGCUGCUGGAGAAGGAGAGGCAAUGGGAUGCCUGGAGGGGAACCCUGGAGGACGAGAAGAACCAGGCUGAGAGGAGGACCAGGGAGAUCCAGAGACUGCUGGACAACGAGAAGCAGAACAGGCUGCGUGCGGACCAGCGCAACUCGGAGGCUCGUCAGUCUAUUGAACAGGCAGUGAAAGAGCACAAGGCUGAGAUUCUGGCCCUGCAGCAGGCCCUCAAGGACCAGAAACUCAAAGCAGAGAGCCUCUCUGACACACUGAAUGACCUGGAGAAGAAGCAUGCCAUGCUGGAGAUGAAUACCAGGAGUCUGCAGCAGAAGCUGGAGAGUGAGAGGGAGCUGAAGCAGAGGCUGCUGGAUGACCAAGGAAACCUGCAGCAGCAGCUAGAUGUUCAGAAGAGCCACAUCUUCCGGCUAACCCAGGGGCUGCAGGACGCUCUGGACCAAACUGACCUGCUGAAGACUGAGAGGACUGACCUGGAGUACCAGCUGGAGAACAUCCAGCUCCACCUGCAGGCUGUGUACUCCCAUGAGAAAGUGAAGUUGGAGGGGACCAUCACCCAGCAAUCCAAACUCAUAGACUUCCUCCAGGCCAGGGUGGACCAGGGGGGCUCCAAGAAGAAAAAGGGUCUAUUUGGGCGGCGCAGAGAGGACCUGCUGGCUGCCAUGGCAGCCCAGGCCCAGUCCCAGGUGCCCCAGCAGGUGUCUCCCACACCCUCCAUGCAGCCGGUGCCCCUGCAGUACAGUGACAUAAAAGUGGCCCUGGACAAGGAGCGCUCCCGCUGCUCUGAGCUGGAGGAUGCACUGCAGAAGAUGAGACUAGAGCUGCGCUCCUUACGAGAGGAGGCAGUCCAGUACAAGCCUGUGGACCAUGGUGGUACCCCUGCCACCCCUGGCACAACGCGGCAGCAGAUUAUGAUGUCUGCCAUGGUGAAGUCUCCUGAGCACCAGCAGGGCCCAAGCAACCUGCUGGCUACCUCGAACUCUGGCCGCAGGAAGGAGGCUGCCACCCCCGAGGAGUAUGGCCUUCGCAUGCAGGACAGUCAGAGAGACAGGGAGAGGGAGAGGGAGAGGGGGAGGCAGAGGGAGAGCAUUCACCACAACACCGCUCACCGCUUCACUGUGGGACUCAACAUGAGGGCUGCCAAGUGUACUGUGUGCCUGGAUACCGUGCACUUCGGUCGUCAGGCAGCCACCUGUAUCGAAUGUCACGCUUUGUGCCAUCCAAAAUGCUCCCCCUGUCUACCUGCCACGUGCGGCAUGCCUGGAGAAUGUGCCUUGCAUAUGGCUGAGGGACUGUGCCGGGACAAAGGCAGUUCUCCUGGCCUGCAGCUCAAAGAGGCCAGCGGACAUGUUCGCCUGGAAGGCUGGAUGAAACAGCCCAGGAAUGGGAAGCGUGGCCAGGGCUGGGAGAGGAAGUAUGUGGUGCUGGAUGGGACCAAGGUGACCAUCUACGAAACAGAGCCCAGAGAAGAGUCAGUGAAGCCGCUGGAGGAGUUUGAGCUGUGUCUGUCUGAUGGAGAGGUGAUGGUGCACGGUGCUGUAGGGGCGUCUGAGCUGCCCAACACCGCCAAGUCAGAUGUGCAGUAUGUGCUAAAACUGGAGUCCUACCCCCACACCUCGUGCUGGCCCGGACAGACUUUGUACUUCAUGGCUCCCAGUUUCCCAGACAAGCAGCGCUGGGUGGCCGUGCUGGAGUCUGUGGUGGUAGGGGGGCGAGCAUCCCGGGAGAAGGCUGAGGCAGACGCAGCUGCUGUGUCCAAAAGACAGAUGGUUCUGCCUUCUCUGGUCCAGAAACUAUUGGGGAACUCUCUGCUGAAGCUGGAGGGUGAUGACAGGCUUGACAUCAACUGUACACUUCCCCUCACAGACCAGAUAGUGUUAGUGGGCUCUGAGGAGGGUCUGUACGCCCUGAAUGUGAUCAAGAACUCCCUGACCCACAUCCCUGGCCUGGGCUCCGUCUUCCAGAUCCACAUCAUGAAGGAGCAUGAAAAGCUGCUGAUGAUUGUUGGGGAUGAGAGGGCACUGUGUCUGGUGGAGAUUAAAAAGGUUAAGCAGUCUCUUGCCCAGUCCCACCUGCCUGCCCAGUCUGAACUGGCACCAUUUAUCUUUGAGACAGUCAAGGGAUGCCACCUCUUCUCUGCAGGCAGAAUAGAUAAUGGGCCUUGUAUCUGUGCUGCAAUGCCUAACAAGAUUACAAUUCUGCGUUACAAUGACAAUCUCAACAAGUUCUGCAUUCGCAAGGAGAUAGAGACUCUGGAGCCCUGCAGCUGCCUCCACCUGACCAGCUACAGCAUCAUCAUUGGCACAAACAAGUUCUAUGAGAUUGAGAUGAAGCAGUAUGUUCUGGAGGAGUUCCUGGAUAAGAAGGACGUGUCUCUGGCCUCGGCAGUGUUUGCUUCCUCCUGCCACAGCUUCCCCAUCUCCAUAAUGCAGGUCACCAGCACUCUGCAGGAGGAGGAGUACCUGCUCUGCUUCCAUGAGUUUGGAGUGUUUGUGGACGCAUAUGGACGAAGGAGCCGCACUGAAGAGAUCAAAUGGAGCCGUCUGCCCCUGGCCUUCGCUUACAGAGAGCCCUACCUGUUUGUGACAUAUUUUAACUCUUUGGAUGUGAUCGAGGUUCAGGGACAUGCUGCACUUGGCCCUCCAGUGCUAGCCCACCUGGACAUCCCUAACCCCCGUUACCUGGGUCCAGCCAUCUCUUCUGGGGCCAUCUACCUGGCCUCCUCCUACCAGAACAAGCUACGGGUCAUCUGCUGCAAGGGCAACCUGGUGAGGGAGUCUGGGGAGCUGCAGAGGACCGGCUCCAGCCGCGGAAGCCCCAGUAAGAGAGGACCACCCACAUACACAGAGCACAUCUCCAAGCGUCUGGCCUCGGGCCCUAGCAGCCAUGAGGGGCUUCACCGUGAGCCCAGCACACCACACCGCUACCGGGAGGGCCGAACCGAGUUCCGGCGGGACAAGUCCCCGGUGCGCCCCCUGGACAGAGAGAAGUCCCCAGGCCCCAGACUGGACAGCCGCAGAGAUAGGUCCCCUGGGAGGUUUGACGACCGCCAACGUCUCCACACCGGCUCUGACCGCCGCACACAGCUCACCCCUGUCAACAAGGUGUGGGACCAGUCGUCUGUGUGAGUAACACAAGGAGAGGUUUAGGAGAGAGGAGCUGUGUGACCCUCUGUCCACUCUGCACAUGGCUACGACCAACCAGAAAACCAAGUCAUCCCUAUCGCCUGUAUAUAGUGCAAUCUGGAUUCAUUUGCCAACACACUGUUGCACUGGGGACAUUUCCUUUGACAAUCUUCUCCUUUCUGAUGUGUAUUCAUUGCUAUGGUCCCAUGGCAGAUAGCUGUUCAACAGAGCAGCGUUUGCAGGGAAACCCUGUGGCUCUAAUGGGUCGAGGCUAUAAUCUACAAUCAAAGUUGUAAAUAUUGUUCCAGUUUUUAUAGAUAAAAGGGAAUAGUAGGCUGGUAAAGCCAAGUCUAUAUUUUUUAAGGACGUGUUUCUAAUGAUGUUGCAGGGAGAAAUUGUUGCAGGGAGAUAAAUCUAAUCUCAUCAUCCCAGUUACAAUAGUGUACUUUUGCUUUUCUAUGGAUCAAUCAUCAAUCAUGCCAACAUUUAAUCACCCAUGUACUGUACAAAUCAAAUGGGUUCCAAGAGGGCAAUGCUCAUGAGCUUUUCACUUUGCACUUGAGAUUAAGGGCUCUAUUCAAUCCGCAUCGCAGAAAUACAGUUUUACAGCAUGAUUGAAAUGUAUAUGCAAUGUUCACGCUUUAGCGGAGACUGCAUUCAUGGUAAACGCUGCAUGUCAGCGCAAUUGGAAAUUACCUUUACAUUUCUAUAGCGGAAUCUGUAACGCUUCAGCUUUACAGACUGAAUAGAUCCCUUACUUUGAGCAGGAUUCCAAAUUCAUUGUUUCUACAUGAACAGUCUUCUUUUUGGAUCAACUUUGUAUGGUCCUCUUGACUAAAUGGACUUUGAUAUCUAAUUGCAUAUGAUUGCUUAAUAACAGUUGUCUUACCAUACUAAAUGGACAAAAUAAUGUUAGGCUACAAGUGUUCCUUGUGUUAAGUAUACCUAAAAUGGAUAAUAAGCUUUGUCUUUGAUUUGAAACAGCAGGCAGUGGCGCUCGCUGACCAUGCUCUCAGCUUGUUCUGGAGUCUGCUGCCUGCAGCUGCUUAUUAUGGUACAGAUGUCCUGUUCUUACUUCGGUGCAGUGAACUAUCUAUGAAAUCCAGUAAUCGUCAGGGUUCGUCACUAUUAUCGCUUCUUUUUCAAUUGAUCAAAAAAUAUUAAAUUUGUCACAUCAAAGAGCAUGAGUAAUUUAGAGCAGCAGUUGUUGCUUUUUUACCUUGAUUUUUGGGCUGUGUUUUUCUGUCAUGUAUUCACAUGAAUUUGUAUUCAAUAAGUAAACAUCGUUGCAAGACAACUAAAGGUUUUUCUUGAUUUUUGUACAUACAUUAAAGAUGAUUGAGCAACCCCUCCAAUGUGUCUAGAUGUGUCCUUUUUUUGUACCAUACAUCUUGCAUAUCAUUUUAGUUUUGCAUGAGAAUCUAUUCCGGCUAGCAAAUAACAGAUGGAAAUAGCCACUUUAUUUUCCUUUCAUUCUACAUCAAUGUAAUGCUCUUUAAAGUAAAUUCAACAAAACAAAAUAUUCAUACUAAACAAAGGAGCACUUGUUACAAGAAACUGCUAUGUCCUGUUACAGGAAACAGCUCAAAGUCUCCUUGGACCAAGGAGACAUGAGAAGGUUGAAAGUGCUUUUUAAACAUAAAGGUUAAAGGAGAAAUACAAAUCAAAAGCACAUUAGUUAUCCCUUUGUUACACAGGAGGUUGGUGGCACCUUAAUUGGGGAGGACGGGCUCAUGGUAAUGGCUGGAGCGGAAUAGUAUCAAA